This is a messenger RNA of Bombina bombina (fire-bellied toad), 787 nucleotides long. It is a transcript of the gene PLGRKT, whose product is annotated as plasminogen receptor with a C-terminal lysine. The coding region runs from base 197 to 640 and encodes 147 amino acids. Gene Ontology annotation, cellular component: plasma membrane. Gene Ontology annotation, biological process: positive regulation of plasminogen activation. The record is from RefSeq and is a predicted model, not a curated record. The transcript is spliced from 5 exons. Lineage: Eukaryota; Metazoa; Chordata; Amphibia; Anura; Bombinatoridae.
GUUAACCAUAUCAUUAGCGAUGAGCUGAGCGGUUAUGCACUCAGCCUAUCAAUUUCUGUACAGCAGAAGAAUAGUUAAUACUCUUCCUGUCAUUGGCAGUCGCUAUCCGUGACCUUUCUCCACUCAUGCUGGUUGCUGGAGGAUUCACGCAUAGAAAAGCAACAGCCUGUGAUCGUGAGAAAAGGAGAACGGUAAAAUGGGUUUUUUAAUGUCAAAGACUUUAAAUGAGAACAUGAAACAGCAACAGGAAUUCAUGCUGUUAAAUUCACGGCUUCAGUUGGAGAGGCAGAUUCUGAUGCAGAAUCAGAUGCGCCAAAGACAAAUGGCAAUGCAGAUUGCAUGGUCUCGAGAAUUCCUCAAGUAUUAUGGAACUUUUAUGGGACUUGCAACCAUUGGUUUAACAGCAGGGGCCAUCAAAAGGAAGAAACCAGCUCUGUGUAUUCCUAUUAUUCCAUUAGGAUUUGUAUUUGCAUACCAAUAUGACAUGGGGUAUGGCACGUUAAUACAGAGAAUGAAAGGAGAAGCAGAAAAUAUCCUAGAAAGAGAAAUUACCUUGCUGGAACUGCCACAAGGGGUACCUACAUUUGACACCAUUGAGAAAGACAGAAGGGCUCAGAGCAAGUUCUUUAUAGAGAAAUAAUGUGGACUCAUCAGCCAACACUGUGGCAGUACUGACCUUGCAAUAUUUUAAUAUGCCGUCCUUGAUUAUUUCAAUCAAAUUCCAUGAAAUGUUUAGAGGCACAUUUUGUAAUCUCUGACUUAAUAAAAUAAAAACAUGUGUACAAAA